AUGAAGUGUGCUAACUGGAAAGAUGGAGGCAAGAUCUGCCCUUCAGAGGGCAAAUUCGCUUGUAAUGCCUGCAAGUUAGUCGCGUACUGCGGCCGCGACUGUCAGAGGGAGCAUUGGACUGAACACAAGAAACAAUGCAAAUCAUCUUUGAGAAAUGAGAAUUGGACUCCGGCUUGGGAUCUGGAACAGCGGACGCCUCAAUGGGCUUCCGAACGGGCAGCAUUCAAUAUGCACAAUCCGUUCGGGGAGGGAAAGCAUCUUUGGGGCAACACACCUGCGAUGGAUGUGCUUCGACUACAUGACAACGAAGGCCAGGGCCAUGACAAGCAUCUAUCGAUAUUGUUCGCAGCAUCCGGUGACCUGAGAAACGUAAUAAAGACUGUUCAAAACUACGACGGAGACCUUCACAUCACCAUGGCUAUCAACGACAAGGACUCGGACAUUAUGAUAAGAAAUGCCAUCCUACUACUUCUGGUGUUAGCUUCUCUUGACGAAGAAUCUGAGAAAAUUGAUAUCGAAGGGUUGGCCGAGGCCAUGAUGCAUGUUUGGUACUCUGCCAUGCUCACCAAGGAUACUCUAUCUCUCUUGCAAUCGAAGGUAAAGCCACUCAUCAGCAAAGUAUGCCAGAAAAUCUCUUCAAAGACGUCAGGUCUUUAUCUGGGACAGCUGUGGCACUUUAAAUCGAAGUGUAGUCUUCGUCUGACUCUAAGAGAGAAGGACUGGAUCCGAGCUCUAACGUUCCUCGAGGUGCCCAAAGACUUGACGGCAGAAAAAGCACGAGAGAUGCGACAUGCUAUCGUGUUGGCGCCGGAGAGGAAGGAUUAUCGAGAAAGAUGGUACUUCAAGGAUGCCUCUCCCUCCAUGAGAAUCGCGAAGCAGAGAUUCCGAGAGGAUGGCCUGUUGCUCCCUUUCGGGUAUCCGCGUGUUGGUUUCGACUAUCCCAACCCAACAAUAUUCCAGGCAGCUCAUAACUGGCCGCUAGAUGACCAAGCAAACCCGCUAGGUAGUUGGCCUAUCGGAGAGGUCAGAUCGACACCAUGUCAAGCCUCCGAGGACGUAUACGGUAGAUUAUACUUCUAUCUCCGCAACGUACUAAGCGCUUUCAUCCGGAAAGUCGCUGCUGGAAAAAUAUACUUCGAGCUGACCGACAACGAUGCUAAAGAACUACGAAAUCUACGCCACGAGAAAUACGACAGAAUCGAAGCAUCCAAUAUUUCGGACAUGUGUUGGCUCGGGACACCAGAGACUUUAGGGUCACUAGCACCAUUACUCAAGCCUCCACAAGUGAACCCUCACGCCACCCUCAUAACCGUGUAUCUAAACGCAGUCAUGGAAAUGUCUAAGAUGGACGAGGUAAAGGGCAAUCAAAUGACCGACUACGUGGAAGACGUUCAGCCGUAUUUAAAAGAAAGAGUACAGAUCCCUCGGCUCCUCAGAAACCCCCAAGGCGCCGAAGUAAUUCGCCUUUGGGAUGCCCGAGCCCUCGUUAUGGACGCGACGGAGUACUUCCGCAAAUACAUGGAAAAACUAGAUUUUCCGCAGAUCGCACAAUGGCUAGGUGUUGCUAUGAAAGAGGAGAAUACUAUCGGAGAUCCGUGGCCUACGGCUCUCAAGCUUGCCGCAGGAGAACCUGGCGCGGUGGAAGAGUUUGGCGCGGUUCUAGCUUCGACCUACACGGGAGUUGAGCGAUAUGUUGAGUGGAAGAGAGUGAGAUAG
Annulohypoxylon maeteangense is the source of this 1716-nucleotide messenger RNA. RefSeq lists its product as uncharacterized. The record is from RefSeq and is a predicted model, not a curated record. The transcript is spliced from 6 exons. Lineage: Eukaryota; Fungi; Ascomycota; Sordariomycetes; Xylariales; Hypoxylaceae. Bases 1 to 1716 code for a protein of 571 amino acids.